GUGGAUGGCUGAUCAUUGAAACCACAACACAGUAUUUUCGGAAAAUGUGACAAAAAUGCAUCGUUUACUUUCGAUCUAAGAGCUUGCUGUGAUGGGAAUUAGUGGAACAGUUCAUGAUUGAUCUCAAGUUUCAAAAUUAACCGAAUAAAUGGCCGAGAAGAAGUAUAAAGGUGCCCCCUUUGGCACUCAAACAGCACGGUUCGAUGUGUCUGCCGUGCAUCCAAAAAGUAAAACUCCUGGGACCUUUACUCAAAUCCCAUACUGUCGGCAGUCGAUGAAUGAAUUGAACCGCCGACUCGGUCCAGGUGCCUAUGAUGUUGUGAAUGGCCACACUGGCUUCAAUGAUCGUGCAGUGGCCGAGAGAGCCUCUGGCCCAGGAUGGGCGCGGGCAUACGAGGUUUCAAGGAUGGCAGCCCUACCACAUCUUCUACACAAAGAGCAGUGGGAAAUGAAACGUCUGUUGGAGAAAAAACUUGGUCCAGGAACAUACAACAUCAAAGACUUUCUGGAGUAUGCUGAUGACAAGCCAAGAAGUAAGCGGGGGAUAUGUCAAACCAAGGAACAACGAUUUAAGGGAGGUUUUGAGAGUGAUACCCCAGGGCCAGGGACAUAUGGAAAGGGUGGCAUACCACAUGCAGUCAUGGAAGAAAAGAACCAGAAGUCAACUGGCACAGUUGGAUUGCUAGAUGCUGGAUCAUCGACACCAAGAACACUCCCCAUGGUGGGAUCAGAUCUUGGACCAGGAUGUUACAACUUUGAGAGUUUUACGGAGCAGCUCAACAAGAAGGUGACAAGUCUGCGAGGGCCUUAUGAUCUCAUGACGGGGGAGAGGAAUAAACCUUGCAUAACUGGUCACUAUGCUGUCCCGCAAGGCCAGAAUCUCGGUGCAGGUCAGUAUGAACUCAAGUCCUUCCUAGAUGACUGGGGUUCAGAACACAAGAAAAAGCAUGGCAAAUUUGGCAAAGUUGCACAAUACCCGGAGAAAAAUAGUGAUCGAAUCUACUGCUGCACGCUGUCACAGUUGAAGAGAGAUGUGGAGGAUCCUGGUCCAGGGCACUUUGACCCAAAAUAUCCAAACGAGGGCAAACCUGCUGCUAAGAAAUCUCCAGGUUUCGGGUCAUCGGCACAAAGGAAUGAUAGAAUGGCACAGAAAUUCUUCACAAGGAACUUUAAUCCUGUUGGUCCUGGGCGCUAUGAUAUACAGAAGUGGGAGGAUGCACAACACAUCAACAGCCAUACCAGUGUCUUCAGAUCAAAGACAGGAAAACCUAACCAACAUUAUGAAAAGUUCCUAAAAGAGCGUAUUCGUGCCAAGGAUGUACGUCCGGAGGACAAGGUUUUCUUAGUGGAGCAAGAUCAACCAAGUGCUUUCAUCCAGCGAGCAAAAGGAGCGGAAGUCUUAUUCCAAGCACAAAAGGCAGCAACGAUGGCAUAACUUUGCUAGAAAUUCAUAAUAAAAGAACUUUGAAAAUGUCUUGAUCUCUACUGUGAAUGCGCAUCUGUUGUCCUUAUAACAUAUUGUGUGCACACAAUGUAAUCUCACACUUGGGGUACCACCUGAUGGCAACCGACAAAAUGUUACCUUUCCCCUUUUCAUGAUACUUGAUGUCAGAUCAAAAAACAUUGACUACAGUCAGAGCACAUUCCAUGGCCUUAUUACCCAAAGUGCCCUUAUGAUUUGACCACGGCGUGGGGAAAAUUAUUGAGUCAUACAAUAUCGUGAAAUAGAUCUGUCAGGUGCAGUCUACUCUUGCAUGUUGAGAUUAUAGAGUCAGUCAGGAGAAAACCUUUCCACGUUUAUUUUGUUAUGAUUUUGUGUAAGAUGGUGCCAGUGUUACAUCUGUGAUUGUUCCCCUUAUUUCAGUGUUUCCAUACAAUAGACAGCGAUGACUUUAACAAUCUUUCAGUGUUCCCAAACACUGAGGGGAAACGGAAACACUCAUAAAUGUAACACAGUUAGUCACUGUGAGUCAAGUUUAUUAAAGGUGGUGGGUGUGAACUGCGAUAUUUUUAUCUGAGAAUACUGAAGGAGACUUAUAUACAAAGCUGAUAUUUGAUGAUAAACUUCAAUUCAAAGAAAUGCUGUGCAAAGGAUGUAUCUCCCUACUUCAUGUAACAUUUCUAGUACAUAUAUUCUUCCAUUAUUUUGGUUGCGUGCAUUUCAUUUCUUCCUAAUUAUAAAAGUCACAUAGCACUUUUAAGCCUUGUCUUCUGUCAUAUUCUCUUUGCGCUACCGCUUAGAAAAAGGGAAAACUCCCUCGACAAAAAAUCCAUUGUCAAUAUUUUCUAUACAUAUUUGGUUGUUUUCAUAUCUGCUGUUUUAAUGAGAUUUUAUUGAACUGUGAUAUAUCAAUGCAUUCCAUUCAAACUGUUGUUUUCAGUAAAGCUUUUAAUAGUAGUAUUAGGAAAGCACAGUAUAGGAUAGCUUCCGUCCAUCACUACCGGUGCUUUGAAAGUCAUUGUUUUGGCUUUUGAAAUUGUAGCACUUGGUCUUUUUUACUAUUCCACUUUCAACUUUUGAUGAGUGAUAUGUUUUUUAAAUUCUGUCAAAAUUGGAUCAUUUUGAACUUCCAGAGGUGCAUGUGUUUCCUCCAUAUAACCUCUGUACGUACGCAUACGCCAGUAUAAUGCGGUUUGAAGUGGCAAAGUGGAGUCCAAGACUUUAGGGUCAAGUUGGUCUGAGAUAUUUGUACAUUAAUUUCAUCAAUGAAAUAUUUUGAUAUUGUCCGUCACUUGUGAUCUACUUUUCUUCCAUCUCUAAGUAUAUUAGGCUUACCACUUCUUUUUCUUGCACAAUAGAUAAUGUAUGUCAAUGUAAAUUCUGUACAAAUGUAUAUUGUAACAUAUUUAUCAUAUAAACCUGCUUUAUUGGUGUGGUAUAUCAACAAUAUUUUUACUUUUGUGGAGUGGUGCAUUAUUAUAGGUUAGAAUCAUGAUUUUUCUUUACAUUAUUCCUAUUUGAUAUAGCAGUCGGUCUUUUGACUUUGUUGGGUAAGAAUCCCUUUGAAUAGUAGUGCUGUUUGUUCAGCCAGAAAACUGAAUGUAAUAGAUAAUGUUAUAACCUAAAAGUUGGUGUCUCAAUCCAAGGCUCAACUUAGAUUUUGAAUUAAAACGUUUCCAUUUUUCAUUCCAAACAAUGUACCUGAGGAUUGUGUGCAUGGCAGGAGUAAUUAUUUUGGUUUAAUGAGCAGUGGUUUGCUUCUGUUUGAUAGAUACAGCGUUUUUCAGGCCAAAAAAAAAUUUCUUUGCAAAAUGUAAGAAUAUCUACACCAUUGUAAAAAUAACAAAUGAUUCAAAACUCGAUCUGAA
Messenger RNA from Lineus longissimus, 3309 nucleotides. RefSeq names its product ciliary microtubule-associated protein 2-like. The coding region runs from base 149 to 1435 and encodes 428 amino acids. The record is from RefSeq and is a predicted model, not a curated record. The transcript has 10 exons. Lineage: Eukaryota; Metazoa; Nemertea; Pilidiophora; Heteronemertea; Lineidae.